UUCAACACAGACGAUCUCCGGAGUCAGCCGCUCUGCAGACACGUCGGUCCGGAUACUCUGCCUGGAAACACCGAAAACUAAUCGGAACCAGCGGCCGACAGAGACGGACGGGUCUCACAGGAUACGAGGGGGUCGACUAGGUGUGACUCGCUGUGUUGGUGACGGUGAUGAUGGGAGGACAGCAGAGCCAUGAGAGGAAGGAGAGUAAAGAGGAGACUGAAACACCUGAAGAAUCUCCCGGCGCUGACAGCUCCGGAUCGGCUGCUUCUGAAGACUGCUGCAUUUGACUCCCACAGACACCCCGGGAGAGCUGCCCCAGUGCAAGAUGGGAAACAAGAAGGUGGACAACAUGUGCUUCAUGAUCUCCUGCACCAAUUGGUACUAAACUGGUCCUGGUCCUGGUACAGGUGCAGGUUGGGGGAACAGGAGGCGUUCAUGUGAGCCGAACUCUAGUGGAGAACGUGGAGUCACUACUGGGUCAGACGCUGCAUUCAUGAACCCACCGAAAAUCUGAAAACAAAGCCGACGCUGAAGUCCAACGUGCUUAUUGCUGUGAUCCACUGCUGCUCUUAAGAGGAAGAUGCUGUAGUGUUAAUGAGCUUGUGUGUCUAAAGUUUGGAUGAGAUACCUGUUAUACAGCUCAGUUAAUGUAAAAUGGAGUUCUGUAUUCAACUGUUUCUAUACUGACAGAAAAACACGUCUGAGCUACAUUCAGUGUUGCUUUAGUAUAACUACUGUAAGUGAAGGAGACCACAGAUGAUUAGCUUCUGUCCAUUAAUUCUGUCAAAUUAUGACAUCAAAGCUAACAGGUGCCAGGUUAUGUGUGUGAUGCUCAAGCUGAGAAAUCUACUGAUUUGAUCUGUCUGAAGGUUACUCUUCGUGCUUUGGAUGGCAGAAGUACAGACUAAUAUUUGGUCAGUUGAUGGUUGAAAUCCCUCCGCUGACAGUUUAGCUGCAUUAGUGAGAUUUGAAUUUGAAUCAUUUGUUUUAACAGUAUGGCUGAAAUAAAGAGGUUUGAUUUUUGCAUUUGUGUCUCAUUAAUUUUAAAGAUUUAAAAUCAUCACAACUGAUUUAUACUAUUAUAUUUUUGAAGUGUUGAAGACACACUGUGGAGUUUUUAUUGUAAAUAAAUGUUUUAACAUUCAAAAAAAUCACAGAAUAUAAGACCUGACAAACAGUAACGACUACAAACGGUCCAGUUUAUGAUCUCUACCUCACUGCACUCAGAUAUCACCGUCACUACAUAAAGUGCAGUAGAUGUUGUCUUUAGGACUUUGCCCAUAAAUGAAGAUAACUAGUUGACUCUGGAGCAGGACCACGCCUCAAUAAUGGCAAUAAUGCAACUAUACACUGGUUGGCCAACUGCCAUUAUAAGAAAAGCAAAUAAGAGGAAGAGGAGGCCAGGCUGGCUGCACUGAGGAAGGAAGAGGAUCAGAAGAGUCAGAUGAUGAAGGAGAAGAUGGAGGCUCUGAGCAGAGAGAUAACAGCUCUUUCAGACACAGUCAGAGCCACAGAGGAGGAGCUGAGAGCUGAAGACGUCUCAUUCCUGAACAACUACAAGGCUGCAGUGGAAAGAGUCCAGCAGCGCCCCCUGUUGGAGGAUCCACAGCUGCUCCCAGGAGAUCUGAUAGACGAGGCCAAACACCUGGGCAACCUGACCUUCAACAUCUGGAACAAGAUGAAGGACAUGGUCUCCUACAGUCCUGUGAUUCUGGAUCCAAACACUGCUCAUCCAAGACUCAGCCUGUCUGAAGAUCUGACCUCUGUGAGAGUAGGAGAGAAACAGCAGCUUCCUGAUAAUCCAGAGAGGUUUGAUUCUUACUACUCUGUUCUGGGCUCUGAGGGCUUUAACUCAGGGACUCACAGCUGGGAUGUUGAGGUUGGAGACAGUACAGGCUGGUGUCCGGGUGUGUUAGCAGAGUCUGUCCAGGGGAAGGGAUGUAUACAGGAUGGAUUAUGGAGAAUAGAAGAAGUUGGACACCGGGCACAGUCACCAUCAGCUCCACUCACUGAUCUCAGAGUGCUGGAGAAGCUCCAGAAGACAGACACAUUUGUCCAAAAGCUAGCUAAUGUGAAGCAUUGUUCUAUAAGAUUAAAUUUCGUUCUUUCACAUCUUGAGGAGCCUCCCUCCUCAGUAGAGCAUGAAAGAGAAAAACACAAAGAUGAGGAUAACGCCAUGACAGACUCAAGGAACCAACUACACUAA
This is a messenger RNA of Dicentrarchus labrax (European seabass), 2206 nucleotides long. Its product is annotated as nuclear factor 7, ovary. The record is from RefSeq and is a predicted model, not a curated record. The transcript is spliced from 4 exons. Bases 1445 to 2206 code for a protein of 253 amino acids. Lineage: Eukaryota; Metazoa; Chordata; Actinopteri; Moronidae.